This is a messenger RNA of Centruroides sculpturatus (bark scorpion), 1753 nucleotides long. RefSeq names its product matrilin-2-like. The transcript has 14 exons. The record is from RefSeq and is a predicted model, not a curated record. Bases 461 to 1753 code for a protein of 430 amino acids. Lineage: Eukaryota; Metazoa; Arthropoda; Arachnida; Scorpiones; Buthidae.
CUGCAAAAGUAAUCAGAUCGUAAUUGAUAAAUGCACAAAAGAAAAUAAGACAUGUAAACCUACUACAAGAGAUCCAUAUUUUCAGUGUGAUCAGUGUUUGCCAGGAUUUAAAGAGAGUGGAGAUGAUGAUAAACAUUGCAUUGGUAAUUGUGAAAAAAACGAAACAGGAUAUAAUUACUGCUUUAAAAGCAAUAGAUUAUGCGAAUUUUAUAAAGAAGAACCAUUUUUUCGUUGCACAAAUUGCUUGAAAGGUUUCGAAGAAGAUGGUAAUAAUUGUGUCCAUUUUUGUGAAAAAGAUCGAACAGGAUUCGUAGAUUGCAAAGAUCAAAACAAGACAUGCGAACCUACUGAAGAAGGAAAGUUUUAUAGAUGUGACAGUUGUUUAGACGAAUAUGAUGUUGCUCCAGACGAUAAAUCAAAGUGUAUUCAUCGCUGUGAAACAAUUGAAGAUGAAACUAAAAUGACAUGGAAUGAAUUUUGCAAGAAAAUUAACGCAAAAUGCAAAGUAGAAUCAAAAAAUAUCACAUGUGACUGUGCACAUAAAGAUUAUAAUUUUGACAGCAAUAAAAGAAAAUGUCGAAUUAAAAAUCAAUGCAAUAACGAAGUUUGUGGUGAUGGUGCUAAGUGUAUACAUAUUGAAGAUACUUACGCAAUCGAAUGCAAUUGCACUGAGGAACAAUAUUAUGAUUAUUCAGAGAAUAAGUGUUUAAAUAAAAAUAAAUGUUUAGGUAAAGUAUGUAAUGCAUUUAAAGAAUGUGAAGAAGGUGAAUGCAAGUGUAUGGAGGAAUUAAAAGACGAUGGCACAAACUGCGUUGUGAAUGAAAAUAAAUGUAAAGAACUUUAUGGGGAAUACGCCGUAUGCAAUGUAAAAGCUGAUUCAUUCGGUAGACCUUCAUACAGUUUUGAUUGUGGUAAAGGUUAUUACUUACAUCCGAGUUCGAAAAAAUGUGUCGAAAUUAAAGAAAACUAUUGCAAAAUGGGAGAUACGUCAUGUCAACAGACAUGUACCAUAGAGAAUGAAAAGCAGAAAUGCGGUUGUUUCAAAGAGUUUACAUUGAAUUCAGAUAAUAAAACUUGCGAUUUAGAAAAAAAAGAUAAUACGGCUUGUGAAAAUGGAAUAUUGAAAAAUGGUGAAUGUAAAUGCAACUUAGGUUACGUUCAUGAAAACAAAAAUGAAGAUAAAUGUGUUCAUAUAUGCAAUAGUUCAAAAAUUGAAGAAAUCUGUCCAAUGGGUUGUGUAUCUUGGGAUAAAGAAAAAUUUAGAUGUAAUUGUACAGGAAAAUACGAAUACUCUAAAGAUGGGAACACCUGUAUAGAGAAAGCGUUUUGUGCGAAAGGUGAAAUAGGAGAUGUUGAUUGUUCUAAGAAAAAUGCACGAUGUAAAGAGAAUAAAAACAGUGAUGAAGGAUAUGAAUGUGUUUGUCUUGAAGGAUUAAGAGAGUUAGAAAAUGGAAUCUGUUCAAGUGACUGUACAUAUGACGAAGCGCAGGAAUGUAAGAAGAAAAAUCUUGAAUGUGAAUAUGAUGAAAACGAAAAUAUCAGUAAAUGCAUUUGUCCACUUUCAAUGAUGAUGUCAAAGAAUGGAUCGUGCGAAUUUGCCAACAAUUCCUAUUAUAUGAACAUAGUUCUACAAAAUCCAAAGAAACAUUCUCGUGUUUUUAAAAGAAACGUAAAUAAAGCUGACAAAUUAAGCAUCUCUUAUCAUGAAAUUAAGAAGAGAAUGAUUGAUGCGGGCAAACACGUUAAAGAGUAA